AUGGUGAGCGCCCCGACCUCUCGCUUGUCUGCCAUCCUUUCUGGCGCGAACCUUUGUUAUGCUUACCGAGCAGAGAAAUGUGACACACCUAUUCUGACUGUCGACGUUCGGACCGCAAGGGUGGAAGCAUUCCGCCAUCCCAUAUUGUCGCCUGCAUUCACUACGAGAUUCAUGGGCGUAUUUAGUCGAGGCGGUGCACCCACCUGGCCUUCGAUCCUCAUGGUGCACGAGUGUUUAUCGGUACGGGGCAGCGGGGCUGUCGUUAUUCGCGACUGGGAGCUUGCAGCCGCCAUUGAGGGAAUCAUAGAAACUAUACUUCUGCGCCACCCCAUCCCUGGCCUGGAAAUUACGUACAAGCAUAUGCGAGCGGCAAGAUCACAACUGCCCCAUGACGCGGCUGCCUACGAGGACGGCUGUCAAUACGACGCCACCUAA
Messenger RNA from Guyanagaster necrorhizus, 435 nucleotides. RefSeq lists its product as uncharacterized. The record is from RefSeq and is a predicted model, not a curated record. The transcript has 5 exons. The coding region runs from base 1 to 435 and encodes 144 amino acids. Lineage: Eukaryota; Fungi; Basidiomycota; Agaricomycetes; Agaricales; Physalacriaceae.